AUGACCUCUGAAGCCUUCAAACUAAAAGGCCUCUAUGAACAAGUCCGCAACGACUUCAUCAGAGAUGCUGGAAUUAGGCUACAGACUCGCUUGGCUAGAGAGGCCGAGGAAAAGGCCAGGAAGGAAGCAGAAGAGAAAUCAAGCCUGGAAGAAGAGCAGAGGAUCAGAGAAGCUGAAGAAAAGGUUGUUAUUGAAGCUGUUGCUGCUACGAUUGCUGUUGAGGCUGAGGCAAAAGCAAAAGCUGAAGCGAAAGAAGCAGCACACAUUGUCGUAGAGGAAGCUGCCAAGUUAAGUGUUGAUGCUUUGACUCAGGGGGAGAAAUCUACCUCUGGUUUUACCCCUCUGGUCUUAAAGACUCUGGAGGAACUGCAAAAGGAACAACAAGUGGUACGAGCUAGGUUGGAUCACCAGGAUUCCGUCAACACCAACAUUCAGAUCCUGCUGACUCAACUUCUCCAAAGGAUGCCUCCGCCCCCAAACCCUUAG
This is a messenger RNA of Lathyrus oleraceus (garden pea), 486 nucleotides long. Its product is annotated as eukaryotic translation initiation factor 4 gamma-like. The transcript has a single exon. Bases 1 to 486 code for a protein of 161 amino acids. The record is from RefSeq and is a predicted model, not a curated record. Lineage: Eukaryota; Viridiplantae; Streptophyta; Magnoliopsida; Fabales; Fabaceae.